This is a messenger RNA of Jatropha curcas, 1398 nucleotides long. Its product is annotated as pectinesterase 31. Lineage: Eukaryota; Viridiplantae; Streptophyta; Magnoliopsida; Malpighiales; Euphorbiaceae. Gene Ontology annotation, biological process: cell wall modification; pectin catabolic process. The record is from RefSeq and is a predicted model, not a curated record. Gene Ontology annotation, molecular function: pectinesterase activity.
UGAGGAUGACCGCUAAAUCUGUUCCCAAUCAGUUAACCACAUCACUGCUAAACUCUCUCAAUCAAACUACUAUAAAAGAAGGCGAUACACAGUUUCUCUCCAUAACUACACAAAAAAGAAAAUCUACAUAGCCAACAAAGAGGAAACUAAUCAAUCAUGGCGGAAAAGGUGCUAACUGUGGCUCAGGAUGGUAGCGCUGAGUACAAGACGGUCCAAGAAGCAGUUGACGCAGUGCCCGAAAACAACGCUGAUCGGAUUGUUAUUCGGGUGGCGCCUGGGGUGUAUAAGCAACCCGUGUUUGUCCCCAAAAAUAAGGGUAUGAUUACUAUGAUUGGUUCGAGACCGGAGGACACUAUUCUCACCUGGGACAACACUGCCGCCAAAAUCGAGCACCACUUGGAUGCUGAGGUAAUUGGGAAAGGAACAUUUGGGUGUGGGACUGUGAUAGUGGGAGGGCAAGAUUUUAUUGCUGAGAAUAUGACAUUUGAGAACGCUGCUCCUGAGGGUUCACAUCAAGCUGUGGCAGUCAGGGUUUCAGGUGAUCGGUCCGCCUUCUAUAACUGUAGAUUUCUUGGUUGGCAGGAUACAUUGUAUUUGCAUCAAGGAAAGCAAUAUCUAAGAGAUUGCUACAUUGAAGGAGAUGUCGACUUCAUUUUUGGGAAUAGCACUGUCCUUUUUGAGCAUUGUCAUAUCCAUUGCAAGGCAGCAGGUUUUGUUACUGCUCAAAGCAGGAAAACUGCAGAGGAUACAACUGGUUUUGUUUUCUUGAGAUGUGUGAUUACAGGAAAUGGAGGACCUGCAUAUGCAUAUCUUGGACGUCCAUGGGGACCUUUUGGAAGGGUGCUCUUUGCAUACACACAUAUGGACGCAUGCAUCCACAAUGUAGGAUGGCAUAACUGGGACAAUACUGAGAAUGAGAAAACUGCUUGCUUUUAUGAGUACAGGUGUUUUGGACCAGGAUUUACCGCUGAUAAACGGGUGGAUUGGUCAAAGCAAUUGUCAAAUGAAGAAGCAGAAGCCUAUCUCAAGCAUGAAUUUGUUGAUCCUGAUCCACAACAGUCAUGGCUUGCCCAGAAAUUGGGCCAUAGGAUCCCACAUAAUGCUUAAAAGUUUUGAAGUCAGGUGAUGAAGUAUCUGACAACCAGAGAACAACCUUGAAUGCAAGCUUGCAGCAAACAAAUAGCCUGCUCUAAAUAAAAAAAAUCUCUGUGCUUUGUUUUUUCUUUCUUUUUCUUUUUUUUUGGAUGAAUCAUUCCAAGUUCUAAAUUUUUAGCUUAUGUAGCAUAAGCUUCUUGGUUUGAUUUGAUCCGAGUUCUGCUUUUGUUCUUCAUGUGUUAUGUGUUAAUGUAUUGAGAAUAUUUAUGAGAUAUAAUUUGAAGAGAAGUGAUUUUUUUAAUA